AUGAAGUCUUCAGCCAUUUACACGGUUGCGGAAACUCCAGUUUACGCUGAUGAAACCAAUCGACGCGAUGACGCAUUUAAUGCCAUUGAUAGUCCCAAGAAAACAGUAGAACCGACAAAACCUGCUGAUGGGCGUGUGGUCUCCAUGAGCGAACUCUUUUCGUAUGCCGAUCGUAUUGAUAAGAUCCUUAUGAUCCUUGGUACUAUCGGUGCAUUAGCUGCUGGAGUUUCUCAACCCAUCCAGAUUGUUCUCUUUGGUGAUGUGCUCAAUACAUUAAAUCCAGCAGAUCUUGGGGAGGAUAUCGAAGAUGGCAUUCGAAGUGUCGCUCUUAAUUUUGUCUUUGUCGGCAUUGCCGUCUUUGUAUCUGGUUCCUUUCAAGUAGCUUGUUGGACCAUCACUGCUUCACGUCAAGCUAAACGCAUACGUAGUGAGUAUGUCAGUGCGAUCUUGACAAAAGAAAUUGGGUGGUUUGAUAUAAAUGAACCCAUGCAAUUGGGCUCUCGUGUGGCUGAAGCCACUGUGACUAUACAAGAAGGCAUGGGUCGCAAAGUUGGCGAUGGAUUGAAUUUUUUCUCAAUGGCGGUGUCAGGUAUUGUCAUUGGCCUUGUCAAGGGAUGGCAAUUAGCUUUGAUCUUAUUGGCAUUUACACCAUUUAUUGCAUUUACGGCAUUUUUGGCCAUGAAAGUAUUAUCAUCUGCUACUCAAGCAGGUCUCGAGUCGUAUGGAAAAGCAGGUGCAGUAGCACAAGAAGCACUAAGCAAUGUGCGUACCGUACACAUGUUUAAUUCGAUACAACACUUUAUUUCAAAGUAUGAACAUGCACUUGAGCAAUCAACAAAAGCGGGGGGCAUGUACUUUGGUGCAUUGAUGGUGGCCAAUGAUAAUCUAGAUGGCAAUAAUUGUACUGGCAACGGAUGUUAUGAUGGCGGUCGAGUACUUACAGUCUUCUUUUCUAUUAUCAUGGGAGCUAUGGCACUCGGACAAGCGGCUCCAAGUGUUGAGGCAAUCACGUCGGCUCGAGCAGCAGCAUUUCCAGUCUUUCAGACGAUUAAACGUCCGUCAUUAAUUGACCCACUAGGAGAUGAAGGCAAAAAGCUGGAUAAGGUUAUGGGUCGUAUUCAGAUUGAUAAUGUUUCAUUUUCGUAUCCGUCUCGACCGGAUGUGGUGGUUUGCAGAAACUACUCUUUGACAAUUGAACCUGGUGAGACGGUAGCACUUGUUGGUCCGAGUGGCAGUGGCAAAAGUACUAUGGUGUCGCUACUUGAACGCUUUUACGACCCGCUUAGUGGCUCUGUAAGUAUUGACGGUGUGGAUGUCCGCACAUUAAAUGUUAAGUGGCUUCGCUCUCAAGUCGGACUUGUGGGUCAAGAGCCCUCACUCUUUGCCACCUCUAUCAUGGAAAACAUCCGAUACGGCUGCCCAUCAGCAUCUGACGACGAGGUAGUUGAAGCUGCCAAGAUGGCUAACGCAUACAAUUUUAUCAUGGAAUUUCCACAAAAAUUUCAAACUGAAGUGGGGGAACGUGGAGCUCAGCUUUCUGGUGGACAAAAGCAGCGAAUUGCUAUCGCACGUGCAAUUAUCAAGAAUCCACCAAUUUUACUUUUGGAUGAAGCUACCAGUGCAUUGGAUACGGAGAGUGAGCGAGUGGUUCAAGAAUCUCUGGAUCAGCUGUUGGCCAACUCUCAUCGUACGACCAUUGUUGUUGCUCACCGACUAUCUACAAUUCGAAAUGCUAGUCGAAUAGCAGUUCACAGCGGUGGUGCAAUUGUGGAAAUCGGUCCGCAUGAUGAAUUGAUGAAGUUGGACAAUGGCCAUUACCGUCUCUUGGUUGAAGCUCAGAGUCGCGUGGCAUCACAAGAGACAGAAAAAGCUGCAAUUGAAGAGAUGACCAUGGAUGACAUUGAGUCAGUUGACGAUGACGUGGUACGCUCUAGACGCGUUUCGCGGCAAUCGAUCAGCCGACAUAGCAUACUAGAGAAGGAUAUUGUUCAGAAACCAGACGAUGAUCAACCAGGAGAUGUCGAUCUCCCUCCAUUUUCGAUGGCUCGCGUUUGGAAAAUGUCGUUACCCGAGUGGAAAUAUUUAUUUGUGGGCUCUCUUGGUGCUAUUGUUAAUGCUGCAGUGUUUCCAGUGUGGGGUGUCCUGCUUGUCAAAGUGACUGUGCUGUUUUUUCAGCUCGAUUAUACGAAAAGCCAAAUGUUGACGGAUGCUCGCUGGUGGGCAAUUGGAUUUUUAGGACUUGGUAUCAUGUUUGCGCUAUCAAUCACACUGCAACAUUAUGGCUUUGCUGUCGUCUCGCAAAAUCUCGUUACUCGUGUGCGUUUGUCGACGUUCAGUGCAAUGCUGCAUCAAGAGAUUGGAUGGUUUGAUCUGGACGAAAAUUCGUCAGGUGCAUUGGUCUCUCGGUUGGCUACCGACUCAGCAGUGCUGCAAGCAAUGACGUCGGAAACACUUAAUCGAGGACUUAUCAAUCUCACAACAAUCACGAUUGCGUUUGCCAUUGCCUUUUUUUAUAGCUGGCAAAUGACACUUGUUCUGAUAGCGGCUUUUCCAGUAUUGGCAGCGUCUUCGUACGUUCAAGCUCAGCAAAUGGCCGGUACGUCGGGCAACAAGAAAAAUAAUGAUGCGGAUACAGCUGCUGGAUCUUUGCUUGCUGAAGCGAUUGGUUCGAUUCGUACGGUUGCUUCUUUCAGUAUGGAGGUCGCGUUAAAUACAUUAUACGUAGGGUACUUGAGCGCCUCGAAAGCGGCUGAUGUCAAGAUUGGCAUUGUUGGGGGCUUAGCAUUUGGAGUCUCUCAAGGAGCCACGUUCGAGGUCUUGGCCGUUCUCUUCUAUGUGAGUGGCCGCUGGAUUUCGCGUGGCAUCAUCACUUUUGAAGAGUUUUUCAUGGUGCUGAUGGUUAUCAUGCUCAGUACGUUUGCAAUUGGAAUGGCUGCACAGGGAGCGACAGAUGGAGCCAAAGCCAAGCGUUCAGCUCAGCGUGUAUUCAAAGUUAUUGAUCGGAAGCCUCUAAUUGAUUCUACAUCGGGCACUGGACGCACAUUGGACCUAGUCAACGGUGACAUUGAGUUUCGCAAUUUGGUGUUCACGUAUCCAGCGCGUCCGGAUGCUAUGAUUUACAAGAAUUAUUGUUUAAAAAUUGCGCGUGGUCAAACUGUCGCACUCGUGGGUGCCAGUGGAAGUGGCAAAAGUACAGCGAUUUCGCUUAUGGAGCGAUUCUAUGACCCAGCUGCCGGUGUCGUGACUUUAGAUGGAAUUGAUUUAAAAGAAUUGAAUUUACAGUGGCUGCGGGAGAAUGUGUCGCUUGUUAGUCAGGAGCCAGUACUGUUCGCGGGUACUAUUGCUGAGAAUAUCAAACUUGGCAAACCUGGAUCCACGCGCGAAGAGAUCAUUGAAGCUGCUAGAAAAGCGAAUGCAUUUGAGUUCAUCUGCAACUUUCCAAAUGGUUUUGAUACGGAUGUUGGUGACCGUGGUGCACAAGUUUCUGGUGGCCAGAAACAGCGAAUUGCCAUUGCUCGUGCCAUCUUACGUGAUCCAGCAGUGUUACUAUUGGAUGAAGCGACUAGUGCUUUGGAUAAUGAAAGCGAGCGAGUAGUACAGGCGUCACUUGAUCGACUGCUCGCUAUUAAGCAACGGACGACAAUUAUUGUGGCUCAUCGCCUCACUACCAUUAGAAAUGCAAAUCUUAUAGCGGUGACAAGCAAUGGUGCUAUUGUUGAACAAGGAACUCAUGAAGAGUUGAUGCAGAUAAAUAAUGGCAUCUACAAGGGUCUAGUUGCGCGUCAGAUGAACACACACUAG
This is a messenger RNA of Plasmopara halstedii, 3801 nucleotides long. RefSeq names its product atp-binding cassette superfamily. Gene Ontology annotation, biological process: transmembrane transport. Lineage: Eukaryota; Oomycota; Peronosporomycetes; Peronosporales; Peronosporaceae. The record is from RefSeq and is a predicted model, not a curated record. Bases 1 to 3801 code for a protein of 1266 amino acids. Gene Ontology annotation, cellular component: membrane. Gene Ontology annotation, molecular function: ATP binding; ATP hydrolysis activity; ABC-type transporter activity. The transcript is spliced from 2 exons.